CUUAGUCAAUACUGACCCAGAGGGGCACCGGAUAUUGCGCAGGUUUUUGGGGAGUCAAGUGACAACUGCUUGUGAUGAUGGGACAUAAAAAUGAUACAGUGUUCAUUCUUACCAUCCAUCUACAGUCUGGGUUUUCCUGAUGAGACGUUGACAUCAACACAGACACCCCGCUGGGUAUAUGCCCAGCUUGCUGAGUCGAGAGAGCAUUUUCAUGUUUUUCCAUCCACUGGACAUUUGGCGAGGUUGAGGACAAUUUAGGCUAUUGGACAACAGCAAACAUGAAACGUGGAAUUUACAAGACAAACAUCUGUCGCAGUAUCUGCUUGGAUUUGAAUGGACUUAUGAAGUAGCCUAAAGAACGGCUAUCUAAAAAAGAACAAAUAGCGUGCAUUUGAUAGCCUACUUCUGGAUUGGAAACAUGAACGAUACACGUAAUUCAUCUACAAAUACGUUGCCUGACAAGACAGCUGAAGCGAUGGCUGUACCCGUAUUAAUGUUUGCAGUUGGUGUCAUUGGAAAUAUAAUAGCAAUAGCCGCUCUUUCUGGAUCUAAGCAGGAGCGCAAAUCCUCCGCGUUCUUCGCCCUAGUUUGUGGUUUGGCUGUGACGGAUCUGCUUGGGACUUGUUUGGCCAGCCCAAUCACUAUAGCAACUUACCUCAAUGAAAAUGUGUUAUAUGAUAAUACUAACCUUUGUGAAUUCCAUUCAUUUUUGUUGCUGUUCUUCGGAGUGGCUGGGCUAAGUAUUAUAUGCGCAAUGUCUGCUGAGCGCUACCUCGCGAUAUGCUGCCCUUACACUUACCAAAGAUGGGGAAUUGACCAACAUUUUGCACGCAAGUGCUUGUUUUGCAUUUAUCUCAGCAACAUUGCAUUUUGUUGUCUCCCAGUGAUGGGUAUGGCUGGAAGCAUUUGUCAGCCCACCAAAACGUGGUGCUUCAUCAACUGGAGGGCUGAUAAGACACUGCCUGCAACAUAUUCGUUUUUAUAUGCCAGUGUGAGUUUUUUACUGAUAUUGAUGACGAUAGUACUCAACUUUGCAGUUUGUGGCAAUCUGUUGAUAAUGCGUCGCAGGAAAAUCCAAAGUCCAGUUACAAGAGGGAGCGCACGGGCGCGCUGGAAAGCGCUUUCCUCCGGCGUGGAAGCGCAAAUGAUGACGGUGCUCAUGGUGACCUCCGUGGUUGUUUUAGGUUGCUCAGCGCCGCUGGUGGUACGCGUAUUUUCUAACCAGAUAACAUGGACCGAGAAUUCCCAUGCAGAUUUGAUGGCUAUUCGGAUCGCCUCGGUCAACGCCAUCCUUGACCCUUGGAUCUACAUCCUCCUGAGAAGGACUUUGUUCCGUAAGAUUCAGAGAUUCUCUAAAGUGUUUUACAUUGGUCGCAAAGGCAAAGCACCCAUGUUACCAGUAAAAGCAUCACAAAGGACAUUCCACUACCAAGGAGACAUUGCAAACACCCAUGUAUUCACACCUCUGUGAAGCGCCUUGCAUAAAAAACAUAAUUCACCUGCCCGCCACAGUUGCCUAGUGCGCUCACGUCACCCAGGGGGGACAAAGCUUGCCAUUUCUCCCCACAAGUUGUCCGAUAUCCAGUCUCACAAUGUGUUCUGUCGAUAUAAUUGAUGAUGGGUGGCAAUUCACCUGUUUUAAAUAUAUAACUUUCAAAAACAGUAGAUUAAUUAAACAAAUUAACCAUGUAACAGUUCAAUUAUAGAUAGUACUAUGGGCUCAAGCAUUUGGCUCAAUCACAGCUAUGUAUACGUUUUACACAAACAAUAAAUAUGACAUUGUGAAGUUAAAGAGAUCCUUUUGUAUAAACACCAGGUGUGUUUAGUGCUGCUAACCAAUUCAGACUUUUUAAGUUCAUUGGUAAUAUCAAUGAGCAAAGAGUGGGUCUACGGAAUGAUUAGGUUUUGAGUCUGUUUAGUGUUGUCCUGAGAUGACCCCUUGUUUUUCCCCAUUGUGGCCACAGAGAGGUUGUUCAUUACUUGGUUAAAGGUCCAAUGCAGCCGUUUGUUAUCACAAUACCAAAUAAUUUCUGGAUAACAAUUAAGUACCUUACUGUGAUUGUUUUGAAUUAAAAUGGUCAACAAUUAACAAAAAUAACUUCUUAGCAAAGAGCAAUUCUUCAAGCAAAAAUUAUGCUAGGACUCUCUGGGAUUGGUCUGAGCGGGGAGGCUCAAACGGAAAACUAGCUAUUGGCAGAAAGGUUUCGAACUCUCUUCCUUAUUGGUCUAUUUGGUGAUGUCACCAGGCAGACCAGAAUUGCAUCCCACCCAAACAGGCAGAAAUUUCAGGCAGCCUUUUCAAACAGCUCUUACACAAAGGGCAUUAAACAUAAUUUUCACAAUUUUACAGUAUUAUUCCAACCUUAUAGUGUGGAAAUAUAUAUAAAACACAAAAAAAAUCAAGUUUUUGUUUGCACUGAGCCUCUAACCAAGACCCUUGUUGAUAGAGUCACUGGGUCAUCACCCUUAGUGGUGUUGGCAGAAAGCGGAUGUUGCAAGAUCAGGGAUACUUCUCUUUCCCCUGAAAAAACGGAAGUGGGGACUUCACUUAAAUAUGGUUUUUACCAGAGGUGGCGCCUCCCCUUCACAACAAAUCACGCCAAUGCUUUUCUUUUCUUGAAACUUGCACAAAGUAGAGCAGAGCUCAACUUUUUCUACCGCUCUGCUAGCAGGGUUCUUGCUGCUCACCUUCCCACAAUCUCCCUCACAUUUCUCUGUGUUCCCUCAUUGAAAAUGAAAAGGGGGAAAAACUUCUCCUGCCGAAUUCGCUGUUGGUGAAAACCCACUGUCAGGCAUCAUUCUAUCCCUGUUAUGUUAGGUUACUGUGCCAUAGACCCAUGAGGGGCUAAUGGAUCAAGCUCAAAGGCAGUUAAUGCACAAGAUGUAGUUUAAUCUCCCGGAUCUACUCUGUACCCUGAAGGGGCAACAAACGCAAACUAACAGACAUUUCACAUCAGACACGUUGGUGUCUCUUCUGCAGAGUUGUAAACAACCUCAGAGGAGCAGGAUGUGUCCAAGUGUUUUUCUCAAAACUUUGGACUGAAUUCUAAACACUGUCCAGCAACUAUACUUGCGACUGCAGUUACUCUCAAAAAACAGGCGUUGAACUUUGUCAUGGAGGUCAUGGGAGAGAGACUCCCCAGGGAGAUGAUUAGUUUCCCUAGGUUGUGUUCCUAUUUUCUACCCUUCACCCAGAAGUGUUCACUUCCACUCAUGCAUUUAAAAGUAUUGGAUUGGUGAAAGCGGCUGGAGGGACUUUCCACCUGUUCCUUUUAAAGGAAUGUACUGGCACAAAUCAACGUUUAUUGGUCAUGUACAUACACAGUUUAGCAGAUGUUAUAGCAGUUGCAGUGAAAUGCUUAUGUUGCUAGCUCCUAACAUGUAGUGAAAUGUCAAACAAGUAUCCAAAUAAUUAAAAUAUUCGUAUAAAAGAACAGCAAAAAAAAAAAGUUGGUAAGAAUCCAAUUAAUAACCCAAAUAGCACUGUAACAGUAAUCAAAAUGCAAUCUAUACGUAUGUACCAUAGACAUUAAAAUCAGGUUUGUACACCAGCAGAAUUUACACAAUAUAUACUAAGAAUGAUAUGUACAGCAGUAUAUAUAUAUUAGAGUGAGCUAUGUCAAGAAUCCAGUAUAUAAAUAAAUAUGCUGUGUGUAUAAACAGUGUAACCAAAUACAAAGUACAGUAGUAGAAGUAUUAGAAUGAGCUAUGCCGGGGAUAUACAGUAUUUAAAUACUCAGUGUGAAACAGGUAGUGUCCAAUGUUUCAAUGUCUCUAUGGCAUGGGACAGCAGCGUUAGCUGUGUGCGUGUGUGUGCUUGUGAGUAUGAGGUGUGUGUGUGAUAGCUUGUGUGAGUGAGCAUUACCUGGUUGACGGUUAGUGAUGGCUGUUCAACAAUCCGAUGGCCUGGUAAUAGAAGCAGUUUUUUGUCUCUCGGUCUUGGCACUGUACUGAUUCCUGUACUGAUUCCGUCUGCUAGACGGUUGCCGAGUAAACAGUCCAUGGCUCAGGUGACUGAGGUCCUUAAUGAUCUUCUUGGCCUUCCUUUGACUCCGAGUGCUGUAAAUGUCCUGGAGUGCAGGCGGUGUACCACCGGUGAUGCGUUGGGCUGACUGCAACACCCUCUGGAGAGCUAUGUGGUUGAGGGCGGUGCAGUUGCCAGACCAGGCAGUGAUGUAGCCCAACAGAAUGUUCUCAGUGGUGCAUCUGUAGAAGUUCCUUCCAUAAUCUCAUCAUCCGCCUGAGGUUGUAGAGGCGCGCUGUUGCGCCUUCUUCACCACGGUGUUGGUGUGGUGAGACCAUUUCAGGUCGGCUACCCUCACCACCAGUGGUCGGCCAGUCAGUCACACAGGGAGGAGAUUAGACCUAAGGCACUGAGCUUAGUGACGAGCUUGGUGUUAAAAGCUGAGUUCUAGUUGAUGAACAGCAUUCUCACAUAGGUAUUCCUCUUGUCCAGGCGGGACAGCGGGAUGUGCAGUGCAACAGCGACUGCGUCGUUUGUGGAUCUAUAUGCAUAUUGUAAUGGUUCAAGGGUGUCGGGUAUGGUGAAGGGGAUAUGGUCCUUGACUAGCCUCUCGAAGCACUUCAUGAUGACAGAUAGUAAUUUAGUUCAGUGUGCUUCGGUACAGGAACAAUGGUGGCCAUCUAGAAGCAAGUUGGAUGACAGAUUGGGAUAUUGAGAGGUUGAAAAUGUUCGUAAACACUCCAGCCAGCUGGUCUGCGCAUGCUCAGAGAACGCGGCUUGGGAUGCUAUCUGGGCUGGUAGCCUUGCGAGGGUUAACAUGUUUGAAGGUCCUACUCACGUUGACUACAGAGAUUGGGAGCCCAGUCUUCGUGAGCAGCGGGGGACCAUGUCAUCGACUCUUGUGUUGUUUUCCUCAAAGCAGCUGAAAAGUGUGUAUACUUUGUGAGAAGGUUAGAGUGGAACAGCCCAUACGAAAAAGUAAUAUAUGACAAUACUUAUCUAAUCAAGAUAUUUGUUUAUUUUUCACUUUUUUUUAUCAUUAUUUUUUUUACAAAUGUUGUAGAUCGUUGACAAAAAAAUGACAAUUAAAUCCAUUUUAAUCCCACAAAAGU
This is a messenger RNA of Oncorhynchus tshawytscha (Chinook salmon), 5076 nucleotides long. RefSeq names its product prostaglandin E2 receptor EP4 subtype. The coding region runs from base 419 to 1471 and encodes 350 amino acids. Gene Ontology annotation, molecular function: prostaglandin E receptor activity. NCBI's taxonomy places the organism in Eukaryota, Metazoa, Chordata, Actinopteri, Salmoniformes, Salmonidae. The transcript is spliced from 2 exons. The record is from RefSeq and is a predicted model, not a curated record. Gene Ontology annotation, biological process: inflammatory response; adenylate cyclase-activating G protein-coupled receptor signaling pathway; negative regulation of inflammatory response. Gene Ontology annotation, cellular component: plasma membrane.